CAGGGUAUUUAAUCUCAACGCCUGACUGACGUCUCUCUUUAAGGGUCCGAGUGUGAGAGAAGUAACAGAGGGCUAAGUUUUGACAGACCACUGUCUACAUUAACUUAGCCAAAUACAUUUGUCUCCUUCAACAUAAGGGCAAGAUGGUUGACCUGAAAGCUGUAUUAGCUGUGACUGUAUUGACAGUCUUGAUUACGUCAGACAGGACAGCAGCACAUCCACCUUUCUUUCGUCCAUUUGGCUAUCCUCUUCCCCCUCCACAUGUUCCCCUUCCCCCAGUUCGCCUCACAGUUCAUGCUCCAGUCUCAGGUGCACAAAUCCAACACUCCAGAGGUAACAUCAUCAGGCCCCUUAUAAAUCCUGGCUUUGUCCCUGUAGCCCCUGUGGAUCCCUACGACAAAUACAUCGUCACUGAUCAGGAUUAUUAUGCCAUAGGCGGGAACGUCGGCGGUCAAAUCAUUGCUUUUCCCAACGACAUUGACCCUGGCUACGUCAAGUAUGACAAACCGGAUGUUGAUUUCAUUAGAGUUGCUCCUGGACCUUACUAAAUGAAACGAAUUUGUUGAUUGGAUGCGGGCGUCCAACUGUACAAAUACAAUUGAUGAACUGAGAGGAACAUCUACACGAGAAAACAACCGGAAGUGAUGUAACAGACGACAAGAGGCUGUAGCAGACGAGAGUCAAUUUACCGCCUUCAUCAUUUUUAUUGUUUUUGGCAUAGAUUCAACACCACCCAUCACUACUAGAGCAUACGUUUUGAUUUAGAUAUACUCGGAAUUGACGUUUCGAUGUUUUUAUUUGUUUUAAAUUCGUUUCGCCUUUUAAAUACCGGCGAUAAAAUAAUUUAAAUUCAUGUUGCAUGACUUUGCGGGGGAGAGGGGGGGGUUGGCCAUCUGUUUUGUCCAACUGGGUCAUUUCAUUUGAAUAAAUAGUAAUAAAGGACCUACUUUUUAUAUCA
Messenger RNA from Biomphalaria glabrata, 958 nucleotides. RefSeq lists its product as uncharacterized. Lineage: Eukaryota; Metazoa; Mollusca; Gastropoda; Planorbidae. The coding region runs from base 144 to 548 and encodes 134 amino acids. The record is from RefSeq and is a predicted model, not a curated record. The transcript has 6 exons.